AACCUGUAAAUUAAUUAGUAAAUACUAAAUUUCCCAUAUACCAGUUUUUAAUUAUAAUACAAUUAUGGGACAAAUUAAAUAAGUUCUACACAAUUCAGAAUAUUUUAUCAUUCAUAAAUUACAGAUAUUGAUUUUUCAAUAAAGAUUAAUUUUGGCAGCUGAAAUAUUUUAUCUCAAAAAAUUUGUUGACUAACUGCAGAUUUAAAUAUAAUUAAUAUUCGCUAACGCAAAAUAACUGUUUGGAAGAUGUAAAUAAAAUAUUAAUAACUCUAUUUUAUGGAAACUUUUCUGCAGUACGACAAAUCGUAUAAAAAUGUCAAACGAUAUCAAGUAUAUGUAAAAUUCAUCUGAAUGGAAAGAGUAAGGGAAUCUAACUGCUAUUUUUUAUAUCAUAUUGAAGUAAAUUUAUAUGUUCAAAAUGUUCGAAAUUUUCAAAAGUUUGUUCGGGUGGAUUGACGGGCUUUCGAGGAAGAGACGAGUUUCAGAAGUAGACUCUGACUCGACCAAUGAAUUUGCAACUCCAUCAAAAAGGCAUUGUCGUAACCAUCUGAAUAGUAUGAAAAAUAGCCGGGAUAUAAUAGAGAUCGAAGAUGACGAUGACGAUGAUGUCCAAGUUUAUGAAGAAAAAAUGUUCAACUCAAAGCCAAAUAAUCGUAGACCUUCCUGUUCUAUUGGUGUAAAUAGAAAUACUAUUCAUAAUAAUCAUAACAGUUCUCAAUUUUCAAGAGGCUCAUUAGAUUAUUCAGUCAUUAAACCAACACAUUUUUACGGUAAACACUUGCUUAAUUCUAAACAUGAUUUUUUUAAACAGUCAACUUUGAGCAAGACUUAUCAGCUGCAAGAAAAAGAGCAAUACGGAAAGCUGUUGAGAUCAUUUCUUCCUCAAAGAAUACAAGUCAUACAUUCAAAAACCAAUAAUAGGCGAUCCCAGAAACCUAUCGAAGUUAUUGACAUUGAAAGUGAUCCGUCAAUAUCUUCAAUAAAAGAGCCAGAGGUCUUUUCAACUCCAAAAUAUACUACACCUUCGAGAUACUUUACUCCAAUGGGUAAAUCGUGGACAAAGCCUGCAGCGAGGCGUCAAAGUUCUGUUGAAGAAAUUAUCAAAAUCGACGGAAAUGAUAUUUCAAAUAAAACGUUGGCUGCUUCAGCUGCAGUCAAAGAUAAAACCUCACCGAAAGUUAUUCCUGAAAUUAUAGUAAUCUCACCAGAAGAAGUAACUACAAAUUCUCUUCGAGAUAGACUAUCGACGAAGACUGUAUUGAAGAAAGAUUAUAUUCCUCGAGUUUCUGAACAAUAUAAUGAACGAAUGAAACAAAAAUGUCAAGAAGCCGAGGAGUUAAAGAAAACGAUGCACAUAUUAGCAAAGCGGAAUCGUAUGGCCCGUCAGAUAUCUCUUGAGCAGCAGCUUUCACAAUCAAUGAAACUCUAUGACGAAAUUGUAAUAGACGAUCAGUUUCUUGAUGAACCAAGCUUACCAGAGCUUACGGAUCCUAUGCUUGCUGAAGUGAGAAACGCUUUGAAUCUACGGCCUCCUGAUGAAGUCUUAGUAGAAAGUUUCGGUUUAAGAAUAACGAGAAAAGAUAUUCAUACUUUGGCUGGAUUAAACUGGCUUAAUGAUGAAGUAAUCAACUUUUACAUGAAUUUAUUAAUUGCCAGAGGUGAAAAUGAAAAAUACCCAUCGGUUUAUGCAAUGAACACAUUUUUUUAUCCUAAAUUAAUAUCAGGUGGUCAUUCAUCAUUAAAAAGAUGGACACGAAAAGUCGAUAUUUUUGCUAAAGAUAUUAUUGUGGUUCCUGUACAUCUUGGUAUGCAUUGGGUUAUGUCUAUUAUAGACUUUAGAGAUAAAUCGAUACGAUACUAUGAUAGUAUGGGUGGUAAGAAUCCUAAAUGUUUGGUUGCUUUGAGAAAAUAUCUUGAAGAUGAAAGCUUAGACAAAAAGAAAAAAUCUUUCGAUACUAGUGAUUGGACGUUAGAAAAUAUGGAAAACAUUCCUCAACAAAUGAAUGGAAGUGAUUGUGGCGUAUUUUCUUGUACGUUUGCUGAAUUCAUUUGUGCUAAUAGAGAGUUAACAUUUUCACAAGACAAUAUGCCGUAUUUUCGAAAUAAAAUGGUUUAUGAAAUACUUAAUGUCAAACUUUUGUAGUUCAGAAAAAACAUAGUUUUUAAAUUUUCCAUUUUGAGUUUAUAAUUUAUUAUUAACAAAAUAAAAAAAAAAUAUCUAGUGAUUUUAUGUAUUUAAAAUGUUCUUCUUUAAUAAAUAAUUUUUGAAAUUUUUCUUGUAACUUUGACAAAAAGGUCUUUACUGUGAAUGAGUCCAUUCAAUAAUUUGAUAAGGUAUUCAUACGAUUAUAUGCUAGCUGAUGAUAUAAUAAAAAUAGAAUUAUCAUCAAGUAUCAUUUUUAUUCCUAUGUUAAAUGCAAUAUAUGAUAAUAAAAAAAAAACAUUUAUAAUACAGGCACAAACAUCAAAAUGUUAUUUAUUUCUCGGUAAGAAUCAAACAUGCAUUAUUUCGCUUACUUUACAUUGUUUACAAUAAAAAUAGCACAAUUUUUAGUUUGUUACUUUUUUUCGUACAUAAAAAAGUAUUCGAUAAGUUGGUGUAAUUUUCUACAAUCAAAAAUGAUAGGAAUAAAAAUAAACAUUUACAAAUAAACUAUGUAAAUAAUUAUAUUA
Messenger RNA from Chelonus insularis, 2673 nucleotides. RefSeq names its product sentrin-specific protease 1-like. Gene Ontology annotation, molecular function: deSUMOylase activity. Lineage: Eukaryota; Metazoa; Arthropoda; Insecta; Hymenoptera; Braconidae. The coding region runs from base 410 to 2143 and encodes 577 amino acids. The transcript has 3 exons. Gene Ontology annotation, biological process: protein desumoylation; proteolysis. The record is from RefSeq and is a predicted model, not a curated record. Gene Ontology annotation, cellular component: nucleus.